GAUCUGAUCUCCAAAAUAUUCCAAAUGUUGCGCAUACGCAGUGUGGACCACGUUCUACUGCUCAUUUUAGUGGCAGUCGCUUUGGUGGCUGGGAAGCAGGAGAGUGCAUCGCGUCAGUUUGGUGGCCAGAACUUCGGCAACGGGCUGGGACCCUCCUUUGGGGCGGGGGCUGGGUUCGGGGGCCUGGGACCCGGAACCGGAAGCGGAAUCGGAAGCGGAGUCGCCGGAUUUCCGGGACAGGGCUUCGGUCCGCCGCCACAACAGCCCGGCUGCCCGCUGUGCGACUCGUCGGUCUACUCGUACUGCUCCCACAAGAUGGUCCACGAUGCCUGUUGCUGCGAUUUUCCAGCCGGUGCCCCGCAGUUGAGGCCACCCCAGUGCCUGUACUACGACUGCUCGCUGCUGUAUGCCAAAUCCUGUUACGAACACGCCCUCAUCAAGAACUGCUGCUGCAAUAAUCCCUACUGAAAUGAUGAAAUACUGAAAUAUCGGGGGUACCAAUCCAAGUGAUUUGUUGGCCCUUUUGCUUAAUUUAUUUAUUCAAUCCAUUUAAAAACACCCACAUGUAUAUCAAACACCUGCUAUUGGCUAAAACCAGCCAACGCCAAAUUAAAUUAAGUAAAUUAUUUGAAGCGAUGGCUUUGAUUACUGGCUAAUUGGAUAAAAUAUCGGAACACCAAAUUGGCUUUAGAAAUGUAGAGAAAAAAAUGGCCUCAUCGGAUUAAAAUGGUAUUACUAUCUUCUCGCAUUGCAUAUAUAUAUAAUUUAAUUUUAU
Molecule: messenger RNA, 775 nt
Organism: Drosophila suzukii
Lineage: Eukaryota; Metazoa; Arthropoda; Insecta; Diptera; Drosophilidae
Product: sulfur globule protein CV1
Source: RefSeq, a predicted model, not a curated record